CCGGUCUUGUCGCUGGUGAGACCGUUGCUACAGGCCCUGCCUGCCUGGAGAAUGGGAAUCAUUUUCACUAAACUUUGGAGACUCUUCAACCACCAAGAACAUAAAGUAAUUAUCGUUGGUUUGGACAAUGCUGGGAAGACAACAAUUCUUUACCAAUUCUCCAUGAAUGAAGUUGUACACACAUCACCUACAAUAGGCAGCAACGUAGAAGAGAUAGUAGUGAAUAAUACACACUUCCUGAUGUGGGAUAUCGGAGGUCAGGAGUCAUUGCGUUCAUCGUGGAACACCUAUUAUACUAAUACAGAGUUUGUAAUCGUGGUUGUAGACAGUAUGGACAGGGAGAGGAUAGCUAUAACCAGAGAUGAGCUUUACAAAAUGUUGGCGCACGAGGAUUUGAAGAAAGCAGGACUGCUGAUCUUUGCCAACAAACAAGAUGUUAAAGAAUGUAUGACUGUAGCUGAAAUUUCUCAAUACCUUAAACUGACCUCAAUUAAGGACCAUCAGUGGCAUAUUCAAGCUUGUUGUGCUCUAACAGGAGAAGGGUUGUGUCAGGGAUUAGAAUGGAUGACUUCAAGACUUAAAGUCAGAUGACCUCCAAUGGAUGAGGAUGCAUGGACCAUUAAUAGCUAAACUGUAUAUCUCUUCCAGCAUUAACAGCUCCAUGCUUGCUGGAUUUAUUGGUAUUUAUUUUUCAGACUGAAUAAAGUUUAUUACUUUCACACUUGCUUCAAGUACAAGUUUGGAAAGACUUUCCUUAAGGAUCAAGAUUGAGUUCAAGACUCCGAAUUCAAUUGAUCGUUUGUAGCUUUUCUUUUAAAGAUGGCUGUGAUUAAUUGACACUUUUGUUUUGGAAACCAGCACAUUCUGCUCAGGGUAGAGUUUUAUAGUAUUUGGUAAGUACUUGGAGGGGGGGGAAGAAGUACAUUUGUAUUCCAGCAUCAUAUUAAUUGCCAUUUACUUUAUUAAAUAAAAGAAGCUAUGAUCUCAAUGGAACACUGUUAUAAUGUUCACAGCUGGAAUCACCAAGUUCUGGCUGAGCUACCUGUUGCUGUUUUGAUCUGGUUAUGAAUGAUAUUGCUGUGCUCUGAUGAAACUCAAAUAUUAUUAACUUUUUUUUUGUUUGAGUGAACAACAAGCAGAAUGUUUUAUAUAAUUUUCACUAAUCUACAUAGGACUGCUUUGGAAAGGAGUUGCAUGAUGUAAGAAAGAUUGAUACUAAAGUCACUAAAAAUAUUAUCAAUGUUUAACUGGGAACUAGGUGUACAAGUAAUUAUAUUUAAAGUCCUCUUCUUGAUUAUUUACCUAAACGCUACGCCACUUAAAUUAUAUUCUGAGUGCAAUCAUCUUGGAGAAUUUGGCACGUUUUUAAUUUAAUUGCAUUCCUUCAUACUAAAUAUGACAGUUUAGCACAAUGAAACAUUGAUCCUGCAAAAUUUGAAGAUACACUUUGGACUUGCUGAUCUUGGUCUGCUGUACUUCAAAGAGAAGAUGUACUUUUAGAUUUUGAAUUCAAAUUUUUCUUUUAGUCAAAUAGGAUUUGAAACUGUUUUGGAGAUCUAGACAAUAUCAAGACUGUCAAAGGAUGGAUGAAAGUUAGUGCGAUGUUUUAAAAUGCCUUCUGACAGCAAUUUACAGCAAAAGUUAAGAUACUGUAAUUUAAAAACACUUUACAAUUUUGACAUACCAGGUUGAUUGGAGUUGGUAUAGAGAAUAUCCCUAGGGUCCUAAUUACAAUCUGAUGCAAGGUCAUCUUUUUAAAAAUUGUUACCAAACUAGUACAUAGCAAAUGUGUGUGAAAUCAAGACUUAAAGUUCACUGUUUUUAGGACUUGUGGACAAUAUAAUUUUGCACAGAAUGUUGUUUCAGGGUUUUAAAUUGUGUCAAAGGCUAAGAUGCUGAAUUAUUUGUGAUACUGAAAGAUAUCGUUCAGAAAGUGGGAAGAUCAAUCCCAAUUGCCUGAACCGAGAAUGUUGAUAUUAUGUUAUGGCACAGGAUAGGGGGAUGUUAUUAUGUUACAUCGUUAUUGAAUAGGAAAUCUUGUAUUAAACUCCAAAUGGGAACGUUAUUUCUGAUGUGUACAUGUAUUUGAAUGUGGUGGUUCUCCUUACUGACACAGGCAGAUCUAUUUUUCUGAUCUGUUACUAGCAUCCAAGUUGUAGUGUUGUAUAUUUACUAGAUUAUUAAAAAAAAACUUGUACAAGUCUUCAAAUCUCAGCACGAGAAGGAACUGAUAAUGGGAGAAGUACCAAACUCAUUUUAAAGCAAAUGCUUGUAUUAAAGGCUUAUUUAUUCUUC
Molecule: messenger RNA, 2295 nt
Organism: Stegostoma tigrinum
Lineage: Eukaryota; Metazoa; Chordata; Chondrichthyes; Orectolobiformes; Stegostomatidae
Gene: arl5a
Product: ADP-ribosylation factor-like 5A
Exons: 6
Coding region: 52-591 (179 amino acids)
Biological process (GO): protein localization to Golgi membrane; intracellular protein transport; vesicle-mediated transport
Cellular component (GO): cytoplasm; trans-Golgi network
Molecular function (GO): GTPase activity; GTP binding
Source: RefSeq, a predicted model, not a curated record